AUGUCUGUCAGCUCCGAAGGGCCGAGUGACUCGGAGCACUUCCAGCAAUGGCCUGCGUCAGAGCAGCCGCUGCCCGCAGUUGAUCCCAAUGUUUGUGAAGAUUCUUUGCACCCUCCGAGUCUAACGCGACGAAUACCUAGACAUUUUGAGGAUGUUCCUCUUUCCGACGAGGGCACCGAUAACUUGGAUAAUGUCGAUGCUUCUGGACUCAAAGAAGUGAUGCUGGCAGAAGAUUUUGACUUAAAGCACUUGGAGGAUUUCUCAGUGCGGAAAAGUUUGCAGGAAUUAGACAAUGACCCCAGCGGGAGGAAGAUCGAGUUUCUGGACAACUGGAAACAGGCCAGUGUCACCAUUAAGAUUCCCACAAAAUCAAAGGAUGAUGAUGCAAGACCUUUUUCCGUUCCUGGAUUCCAUUUCCGCCCCCUCGUCGAACCAUUCAAGCGUCUUUGGAAGGAUCCGUUGGAUAACCAUGAAGAGCGAGUAUUUGACGAGUUGUAUACCUCUGACUCUUGGCUGGAUGCCCAAGACCAGGAUCCUUUAUUCACUUCCGGGGGGGAUAAACUGGUGGCAACCCUAGAUGCAAGAUUUCAUCAAGUUCCGACCUUUGGUAACGGGGCGAUUCGAAUGUUUGCAAACAACACGUCCGAGAUGAAGAAACUGGCAGCACGGGACUUUGAAGACAUAUUACAGUGUGCAAUACCUGUGUUUGAAGGCUUGUUUCCCGAUAGCCAUGAUAUGAUCGUGCAGUCUCUUUUAUACAGAUUUGCUCAGUGGCACGCACUCGCAAAGCUACGAAUUCAUACAGAGUUGAGUCUGGGUUUCCUCGAGGAGACGUUCACGAUUCUCUCUAAGCAGUUGCGGAAAUUUCGCGACUUUACCUGUGCUGUCUUUGAGACUGUGGAAUUGCCGAAAGAGAAGGCAGCUCGCCAACGAAGGUUUGCCCAGCGUGCUGGACCUAAUGAUGGUUCUUCAGAAUCUGGGGGACCCAGAGUGAAAAAGUUUAAUUUGAGCACCUACAAGUUUCAUGCAAUGGGCAAUUAUGUACGAACCAUCAAGCUCUUUGGUAUGACGGACUCUUUUACCACUCAGAUUGGGGAGUUGGUGCACAGAGUAUUAAAGGCAUUCUAUCCCCUCACUAGCAAAUUAGAUACUCCAUCACAACUAGCAAAGCACGAACGGAGGCGCCGUGUGCUACAAGAACACAAUGGCGAUCCAGCUACCAAGAACUUCAUUUCAAAACUAAAGGAUCACAUUUUAUAUCGGCUGAAGAAGUUAGAUGUCAGUCAUUGUGACUGUACAUUUUCGAACAAGGAACACAAUUCAGUCAUCAUUCCCAACAAUAUUGUCUACUCGGUUAAAACCAUGCAGGUGCACUACACGACCUAUGACAUGAGGCGUGAAUACGAUACCAUCAACCCCAACACCAAUGCAGAUAUUAUGGUGCUCUCAGGAGAAACCUCACCUAGCCACCCAUAUUGGUACACUCGUGUACUGGGUAUUUACCAUAUAGACACGUGGCUCGAAGGUAGUCGAACCGAGAAACAGCACCUCACGGUCCUCCAUGUCAGGUGGCUCGCACCAUUGAUAUCGUCGGACCAUCAGUCAGGCAUACAGUGUGCUCGCCUGCCCAAAUUGGCCUUUGUGGAAGAGUCGGACUAUGACACAUUUGGAUUCCUUGAUCCAGGCCAAGUGAUUCAAGGAACACAUUUGAUUCCUGCAUUUGUUUCAGGGUGCGGCGUAACUUCACUACACCACGGAAACUCAUUGGCACGAGCCAAGGAUGAACUAGAUGACUGGAAAGAGUUUCAUGUCGGGAUUUUUGUCGAUCGCGAUAUGUUCAUCCGUUACACUGACUUAGGCGUAGGGCACCCAGUAGCCUUGAGGAGGAUAGUUAGAGACUGUUCUACCCUCGAGUCAGCGACAACACCAGUGGAAGAUGAUAGUAUGGACGUCGACCAACAGAUAGAUGUUGAUCUUCAACUUGACUCGGAAGGGGAGGAGGACAUGGAGUCCGAAUCAGAAGAUGAACAUGACCUUGGCUGCAACGGUAUUGAGGGAGGAGAGUGGGACAAGUUGGCACCUGCAGUUGAGUCGGAUGAUAACCUCUCUUUUUGA
Messenger RNA from Suillus paluster, 2115 nucleotides. RefSeq lists its product as uncharacterized. The transcript is spliced from 11 exons. Bases 1 to 2115 code for a protein of 704 amino acids. The record is from RefSeq and is a predicted model, not a curated record. Lineage: Eukaryota; Fungi; Basidiomycota; Agaricomycetes; Boletales; Suillaceae.